This is a messenger RNA of Morchella importuna, 276 nucleotides long. RefSeq lists its product as uncharacterized. The transcript is spliced from 2 exons. The coding region runs from base 1 to 276 and encodes 91 amino acids. NCBI's taxonomy places the organism in Eukaryota, Fungi, Ascomycota, Pezizomycetes, Pezizales, Morchellaceae. The record is from RefSeq and is a predicted model, not a curated record.
AUGACAACACGGCGAUUUUCAGUGAGCGACACUGUGGUUUCUUUUCCGGACGCGAGAAGUCGGGAAGCAACAGCUCAACGUACGGAUUCGAGAGAGCUACACUAUUUCAGACUCCUGUGCAACGUGCAGGACUCCUCUGAUUUGAUGGUUUUUGAGCCUCACUCUGCGCUCUGCCACUGCGCAACCGGUGAUCUGCGCGCCCGUGCUUGUCCCUUUCACUCGCGCAUAAGAACCUCUGAAUGGUCUCUCCGACAACCUCUCCCGCAGCUAUAUUGA